This is a messenger RNA of Pseudozyma flocculosa PF-1, 585 nucleotides long. RefSeq lists its product as uncharacterized. The coding region runs from base 1 to 585 and encodes 194 amino acids. NCBI's taxonomy places the organism in Eukaryota, Fungi, Basidiomycota, Ustilaginomycetes, Ustilaginales, Ustilaginaceae. The record is from RefSeq and is a predicted model, not a curated record. The transcript has a single exon.
AUGCCCUCGCAAUCGGCACGGCAGCGCAACAAGCGCGCCCUCGCAACCACUGGCAGCGCCCAGAAGCUGCCGACCCGGCCCAGCUCGGCCUCGGGCAGCCAGCCAACGCGGCUGCGCAGCCUGCUCUCGAUCCUCCUCGUCACCAGCGUCCUCCUCGUGGGCCUCCAGGCGCUGCGCUUCUACCUGCGAGGCUCGACGGCCCUUUCCCCCCUGGCCGCGUGGACAAGGUCAAAGUACACUGCCGACUCCAAGAUCGCAUCCGCAGCAUCCAAGCUCGACCGCGGCGCCACGGGCUUCAACCCGCUCGCACCCGAGGGCGCCAAGCCGGGCGCACCGGCGCUCGCACCGGGCCUCGAGGUGGCCGACUACGAAAAGUACCUCGAGCAGGAGGGUGAGAUCGACGUCCAGUACGACGAGGACGGCAACCUGGACCUGGCCACGGCGCAGAGGAUGCUCGACCUCCUCUAUCGACCGGCUCGCGACGGCGUCAAGGUGGCCGGCAAGAUGGCCGCGGCCAUGAUCGAGGACGAGAUUGUCGAAGAGGCCGCCGACGAUGCAGAGGUGCAGGACGAGGCGGCGCCAUAG